UCUCCUAGCUACUGCUAGGCAAAGGGUCUAGGCCGAGUAAGCCGAGUGACGAACUUAGCUGAUGCAACCUGACGGGACUCGCGUGACAGUUCCCGGCACGCGGCGGCGGCGGCGACAGAGGAAGGGGCGCGGGUGCCGGUCGAGUGCGGGAAGUAGGGGUGACGGAGACAUGGGGGAUGCUCCCAGCCCGGAAGAAAAACUGCAGCUUAUCACCCGGAACUUGCAGGAGGUUCUGGGGGAAGAGAAAUUAAAAGAGAUACUGAAGGAACGGGAACUUAAAGUUUACUGGGGAACAGCAACCACAGGCAGGCCACAUGUGGCUUACUUUGUGCCCAUGUCCAAGAUUGCCGACUUCUUGAAGGCUGGAUGUGAGGUAACCAUUCUGUUUGCGGAUCUUCAUGCAUACCUGGAUAACAUGAAAGCCCCAUGGGAACUUCUAGAACUCAGAACCAGUUUCUAUGAGAACAUGAUCAAAGCAAUGCUGGAGAGCAUUGGCGUGCCUUUGGAAAAGCUCAAGUUCAUCAAAGGCACCGAUUACCAGCUCAGCAAAGAGUACACACUGGAUAUGUACAGGCUGUCUUCCAUGGUCACACAACACGAUGCCAAGAAGGCUGGAGCUGAGGUGGUAAAGCAGGUGGAACACCCUUUGCUGAGUGGUCUGUUGUACCCUGGACUGCAGGCUUUGGAUGAAGAGUAUUUAAAAGUAGAUGCUCAAUUUGGAGGUGUUGAUCAGAGAAAAAUAUUCACCUUUUCUGAGAAGUACCUUCCUGCACUUGGCUACUCAAAACGGAUCCAUCUGAUGAAUCCAAUGGUCCCAGGAUUAACUGGGAGCAAAAUGAGUUCUUCAGAGGAGGAGUCCAAGAUUGAUCUCCUUGAUCGAAAGGAAGAUGUAAAGAAAAAAUUGAAGAAGGCCUUCUGUGAGCCGGGCAAUGUGGAGAAUAACGGGGUUCUGUCCUUUAUCAAGCACGUCCUCUUUCCUCUCAAGUCUGAGUUUGUGAUCCUUCGAGAUGAGAAAUGGGGUGGAAAUAAAACCUACACUGCUUACCUAGACCUGGAGAAGGACUUUGCUGGUGAGGUUGUACAUCCAGGAGACCUGAAGAAUUCUGUUGAAGUUGCCCUAAACAAGCUUCUAGAUCCCAUUCGGGAGAAGUUUAAUGCCCCUGUGCUGAAGAAGCUGGCCAGUGCUGCCUACCCAGAUCCCUCAAAGCAGAAACCCACUGCCAAAGGCCCAGCCAAGAAUUCAGAACCAGAGGAGAUCAUUCCAUCCCGGCUGGAUAUCCGUGUGGGGAAAAUCAUCAGUAUAGACAAGCAUCCAGAUGCAGACAGCUUGUAUGUGGAGAAGAUCGAUGUGGGGGAAGCUGCACCACGGACAGUGGUGAGCGGCCUGGUGCAGUUUGUGGCCAAAGAGAUGCUGCAGGACAGACUGGUGGUGGUGCUCUGCAACCUAAAACCCCAGAAGAUGAGAGGAGUCGAGUCCCAAGGCAUGCUUCUGUGUGCUUCUGUAGAAGGUCCAAGCCGCCAGGUUGAACCUCUAGACCCUCCUACAGGCUCUGCUCCUGGUGAGCGAGUGUUUGUGAAGGGUUUUGAGAAAGGCCAGCCAGAUGAGGAGCUCAAGCCCAAGAAGAAAGUCUUCGAGAAGUUACAGGCUGACUUCAAGAUUUCUGAGGAGUGCAUUGCACAGUGGAAGCAAACCAACUUCAUGACCAAGCUGGGGUGCAUCUCCUGUAAAUCGCUGAAAGGGGGGAACAUUAGCUAGCCCACCGGGCGUCCUCCUCCCUUUCCACUCUCCCAAGUCAUUGUGGCCUCCUCGGUGUGCUGCAUCCAUCACCCAUCGCUAUCUCUCAGGACAGUGACGCAGCAGGUCUGGGACUUUGGCAGUGCUCCACUCCCGAAGGAGCAGUCACCUCCCGGAGUGCAGGCUCCUCCUGUCCAGGUGGUGAGACUGACCACAGCUCGCAAGGAAGGCUGGGCAGCAGCAGGAACCUAGCGCUACCUUCUUCCCUUGGCAACUGACUGGAAAAUUCUGGUUUCAAUAUAACUCAUAGAAAAAGUUUAUGCCACAAUCCUUGUAAUUGGAAAAACAUUGGUUCCCAAGUGUUCUUGGAGUUAUCCCAGCAGCUGUGCCUCUAGCUGGGAUCUAGUGCUUGGAUUGGGCUAAUUAUGGCCUCUCCCCAACAGGAAAUUGUGGGAUUUGAAAAGGAAAGAGGAGGGAAAAAGAGAACCAGUUGUUUACUAGUGGUUGGCAGCUUUCUCCAUGCCUGUCUGCCCUGUGGCUCAGUGGUGUCAGGAGGAAGGGCCUGCCCCAGGGAUCUGAAACCGGCCGUUUUGUUAGCGUCAGGGUAAGACAGAACAGCCUGUUUCUUUCUCCAGAGAGGGUGGGCACUUCUUCAUAAGGCAUCUUAAAUCACUAACCAUUACUGUCAGAUUCAAAUAAAGUGUUUCACCAAGG
Messenger RNA from Octodon degus (degu), 2449 nucleotides. RefSeq names its product tyrosyl-tRNA synthetase (gene Yars1). Gene Ontology annotation, molecular function: ATP binding; tyrosine-tRNA ligase activity; tRNA binding. Lineage: Eukaryota; Metazoa; Chordata; Mammalia; Rodentia; Octodontidae. The transcript has 13 exons. Gene Ontology annotation, biological process: tyrosyl-tRNA aminoacylation. Bases 62 to 1756 code for a protein of 564 amino acids. The record is from RefSeq and is a predicted model, not a curated record.